AUGCAGGCUCUUCGUUUCCACAACCAACGUGAUAUUCGACUGGACAAUGUGCCUAGGCCGGAGUGUCGCCCACACGAAGUGCGAGUCAAAGUGGCAUAUUGCGGUAUCUGCGGCUCUGACAUCCAUGAAUACCUUGGAGGCCCUAUCUUCGCCCCCAAGCCCGGGCACAGGCACCCUCAGACUGGAACAUCUCUGCCUGUUGUCAUGGGCCACGAGAUGUCUGGCACUAUUGCCGAGCUGGGCAUAGAGGUUAAGAACCUGUCCGUUGGGCAAAAAGUGACUGUCAUCCCCUUGGUGGCCGAUUCACAGUAUGGGACAAGUCCAUGCGCCUCGUGCCUCGCCGGUCACCCCAACACAAGUAAGCAGGCGACGUUCUACGGAUUCAGUGCCCCAGGAGGUGGGUUCGCCAAUGAAAUCACGGUUAAUCAAGCGAACAUUGUGCCCAUCCCGGACAAUGUAUCGCUGGAAAUCGCGGCCUUGAGCGAGCCCCUAGCUGUUGCGUGGCACAUGGUGCGUACAUCCGGGUUCGUCGCGGGUCAGAAUGUCCUGGUCCUUGGCGCUGGUCCAAUUGGGCUGGCGCUGCUCAUGCUGUUGAAGGCGAAGGGAGCCGGAAAGGUCAUUGUCAGCGAGAUAUUGCCCUUGAGAAUCCAUUACGCGGAGCAGCUGGGGGCGGACAAGGUAGUGAGCCCUUUGGCUGAAGACCCGGCUGCUCCUAAUCCCGUGCUGGCAGCAGUGAGUGAGCUUACGGUGGAAGGGGUUGGUAUUGCGUAUGAAGCUUCUGGUCUUCAGGUCACCCUGGACACGGCCAUUGCAGCGGUUAUGCCGGGAGGGGUUGUCUUCAAUGUCGCGGUGUGCGAGAAGCCCCUGCAGGUCAAUAUCAAUGACUUUGUGAUCAUGGAGAAACGAAUGGCCGGAGGGAUCUCCUAUACAUUAGAGGACUUCCAUGACGCAGCUUUCACAGGGAGAAUGCUCCCGGAUAGCAUAAGCAUCGGCUGCAAAGGUUGCCCAGAGAAUGAAGAAGCUUGGUUGAGUGUUGCCAUCUGA
This is a messenger RNA of Aspergillus glaucus CBS 516.65, 1044 nucleotides long. RefSeq names its product 2,3-butanediol dehydrogenase. Lineage: Eukaryota; Fungi; Ascomycota; Eurotiomycetes; Eurotiales; Aspergillaceae. Gene Ontology annotation, cellular component: cytoplasm. The record is from RefSeq and is a predicted model, not a curated record. Gene Ontology annotation, biological process: butanediol biosynthetic process. The transcript has 2 exons. Gene Ontology annotation, molecular function: zinc ion binding; (R,R)-butanediol dehydrogenase activity. Bases 1 to 1044 code for a protein of 347 amino acids.